CCUUCAUUUUAUUUACAGCGAAUUUAUCCAAUAACGUACUACAACAACCAUACGAGUAUAACAGCUUUUUAUUGCUGGGAUUCGAAUGACGAAGUUGCUUUUACUGUCGCUGUUUACCAGCUCGUUGCUAUGUUCAUAGUUCCAGCAUUUUUUAUGACCAUCUGCUACAUUUGUGUCAUUCGAGAGCUGUGGAGUAGUACCAGAACUGUUGCUGCUAUGACAAGACCGAACGAGAAUGAAUACGGAAGAGAUGAAUGCCGAGGGUCGAAUAAUUACUUAAUGAAAUUUACGUGUGGUCGACAACAGAGGGCGCCACGAACUAGAGUUUUGAGCAUUCACAGGCAAGGGCUGGAAAUUCAACACGCAAGAAAACAGGUCAUUAAGAUGCUCAUCCUCGUUAUUGCUCUUUUCAUGAUAUGUUGGGGUCCCCGGCUCAUCAUGCAUGUUGCUAUAAAGCAUGGUCUUAGCAACUUUACAUAUCACGUCUAUAAUUUAAGAGUAUCAGCUUAUCUACUUUCUUUCGCUCACUCAGCUAUUAACCCUAUAAUAUAUGGUUUCAUGUCCACUAAUUUCCGAAGGAUGAUGCUCCAAUGCUGCAAAGAUGGUCUGUGUGGAAGGAUAUCUUGUUCAACCUGUGCAGAAAGGAGAGUGGCUAGAGGGCAACCGCAGAGACGCACGCUUUCGGAUUCGUAUGAGUUCAGUACGCUUACUAGCAGUACAAGACGCACUCGUUUGGCAAGCUCAGUCAAUGUGGAUGAUUCUAAACUUAAACGUACUGAAGAACAGUGGACAGCUGUGUGAGAAGAUGGUUGGAAUUGCUAAAUUCAACGGAGAUAGCUAUGGAAUCAAUACCAGUGUAUCUUGUAAAGCUUCCCUUGAAUUUAUGUUCAGACUGAUUGCGCAGAGAAUAGCAGAAAAGGUCUAACACGUUUACUAUGUUAUCUACUUGAUUUCGUGGUGCUAAAAUGCCAUUUCUGUACUGUUUUAAACAUUGUCGUUAAAACGUAUAUUUUGUGUUGAAUUCUAAGUGUUUGUAGCAUGUUUAAAUAUUAUUGAACUUGGGGCCCAAUAUGCCCCUAAAUAAUGAAUUCAUCUUACAAAAUGCCAUUUCUAAGUACGAGCCCAGUUAUAAUAUGGUUUAUGUAAUCCUAGCUUUAGUAAGUAUUUUGUGAAUGAAGUAAAGGUGUAUAGUGACAGGAAAGUUUUGCUGUUGUUCCACUGUUCGUUAAAAGCUCGAGUAAAUGCCAGUUUUAAUAACCUUAGUGCAUGCUUUAAGCAGUCUGAAAUAAAAAAGAGACUUUCUGUUAUUUACAAGUAACAAAGGCAGCGUAAUCUUGCAAUAGUUUUAGUUGUGAAUUAUGAAUUGCGAUGUGAUGAAGUACUAACUCAUUUAAGAACAAAAUGAGAUUUAAUUUCAUAUAUACCGCACGAUUUCCCGUUGUCUUUUUUAUAUCUGUUUUGCUCUAAAACCCAUCUACAAUGGAUGAAUAUAAAAGGAAGAAUUUUAAAAAUAUAUCCGUAGUCGCGUGUAAUAGAAAACAAGAGCUUAACGCUAUGGUUUACUGCCUUUAAUACAGAUGUCCGAAUUUAAAUAAUAUAAUUUUAUAUUUAAGAGGUUUUUUUUUUUUUUUUCUUCAAUGGCGGGUGCUUGCCUUUUACGGCACUGGCCACUACUAAGCCAGAAGUGGUGGUCAUUUUAUUACGGAGGCACCUAAUAGGCGGCCACCGCUGAAGGAAGAGACUGACAGUAUUUCGUCCAUCACUGCUCCGGGAUUCGAACCCGUGCCCUUCAGUAUCGCAGUCAGGUUUCCUUAACCACUAUACCGUCUGGGCGGCUGCUUGAGAUUCAUUGGCAUAUUUACUCUUCCGCAUUUUAUCAAAAGUAAGAAUUGAAGAAACAUGAGUUUUGCGAGACUUGGCAUAUUGACUAAUUAUAUCUCUAAAAUUCAACUGCCAAUUUCAGAGGGGAAAAAAGCUAUUAUCAUUUUGAAGAAUUCUGGAAAGGAUUCCGGAAAUUUGGAGCCAAAUUAUUAGUUAUCUGCACAUACAUCCUGGAAGUUUUACAUGUCCUGUUAAAAAUAGCAAAAUAACAACUGCUUCUGAACUCGUGUGCUUCUUGAUGUAGAAACAUAGCGAGAAGUUCAGCAUCGUAAAGAUAAAACACCACCCUCCACAACUCUGAAUGAACGCUAAGAAAAUUACUUUACCAUGUAAUAUAUAUAACACACUUAAUACACUGCCUAAUUACAUUUAAAAAGUCAUGGUCAGCACAAAGAAGACUACUGGUCUGCUUUAAAAAUGCGUCGGCCUUAUCGUUACACAGGUUACUGCUAGAAGACUUCUAGUUGUGGCUAGAGGAUUGCAAGAAUUGGAGGCUCCCUUCAGCCCACCUGGACACAAGUGUCUCCAUAGCUCUAAAGAAGGGGCCCCGUGGCUAGAGGAUGUCACCAUACCAGUUGUGGCUAUAGGAAAUAGUGGAUUACAGAUUGCUGGUUUUCAGCUAUCAAAGAAAGGAUCCGUAACAUUUAUCCCCAUAUUGGUCGUAGCUGGAAACAUUCUGGGGGUAAUUAGCGACUGUCGCCAUACUGAUUGUACCUAGAGAUUGUCAUCAUUUGGUCUCAUCUUGAGAAACCUGGUUUAGAGCAUAUCAACGUAAGGAUCUGUCACGUUUAUCGUCUGCCUGGUCAUGGCUAGAGGCCUUCAAGCAAUGGCUACAUUUUGUCGCCAUUCUAGUCGUGGUAAGAUUAAUAUAUAGAGAUAAGUAAGAUUACUACAUAGAGCAUAUCAUUAACAAGGAUCCAUCACUUUUUGUCGCCAUAUUAAUCCUACUAUUCAAAUACUCCUAAUUUCAGUGGAAACUCCAAUUCCGUGGAUGCUUAUUGUACAGACGGGGAUCAUUUCAGGUAGCUGCGCAUGAUUUCCUGCGAUGCUUGACGUCUACAGCAUUCCUGCGUCAUGGAAGCUUAGAUUUUCAUAAAUGAAUUCGUUUAGCUAACCAUGUUAAUGCCCUCUUCAACACGUUCCUUACCAGUUAUAACAUGUGUACAGAUUAUUGUGUUUGUGAAUAUUCAGUGACCUCCAUUUAUUAUUAUUCAGAACGCUGAAGUGCGUAUAGUGUAACACUUUAACGCGUGGAUGUUUCUUUUAAAAUGAAAGUAUUCGUAAUAUUUUGGAGUUGUAGAAAUGUAAGAUAACCUAGGCAUAUUGUGUGUUAAUUCAUAAAUAUCUAUCUAAACGCAGAGAACGCUAAACAGGAAUUUUUAAAUUUCACAUCGCAUUAACUCACUUUUGCAUAUAAUUUCAUUUUUUAUUACAUACUGAAUUUUAUUUUACAAGAAUAAUUAUAUUUGUUCUUACUACAUUUAGUCCAUUACAUGCUUGUUAUAUAAGAACAAUUAUAUUUUAAAAGAAUGUGUAUAAAAAUAUACCUUUGUAGAAAACUAAAUUAUUAUUGCUUAGUAAUGUUAUACUGAUCAUAAAUGUUUUAUACUGUUAAAGUAAGUACCGAAUGCUUAAAUGCAUUUAAACGAUACUAUGAUUUAUGAUAAUGUUGUAAAAUAGCAUAAAUCACGAUAUUUAUAUAAAAAGAAGCAUUAGAUGUGUUAAACAAUUUUAAUUUGCGGAAGAAUAAGCAUUUUUUACAUUGCGGGUUAAUGAUCUGAGAAUCAAAUCUUAAUUGCUUUUAUUUCUUAAGACUGCAUCGGUGUUUGAAACUAUGAAGGAAGAAACAUACUUUAAAAAACGUCUUCAUAAACUAGAUUCGGUAUAACACAAUGCAUCAUAUAGAUGUUUAAAAAAUGGUAAAUAAUUGUUUUAGGUUUUCAAAUGAUAUCUGAAAUUAAUCGAUACUUCUGACGCUUAAAUUUAUUUGCCAGGCUACUUGCUGACCUGUAUUAAAAUGUCCUGAAAAUGUAAAUGGUUUUGAAUUAUUAAGAAAAAUAAAAUCACUGUGUA
This is a messenger RNA of Stegodyphus dumicola, 3954 nucleotides long. RefSeq names its product galanin receptor type 1-like. Gene Ontology annotation, biological process: G protein-coupled receptor signaling pathway. The record is from RefSeq and is a predicted model, not a curated record. NCBI's taxonomy places the organism in Eukaryota, Metazoa, Arthropoda, Arachnida, Araneae, Eresidae. Gene Ontology annotation, molecular function: G protein-coupled receptor activity. Gene Ontology annotation, cellular component: plasma membrane.